UGUAGUUUAAAGAUCUGCGGUCUGCGGCAGAGUUAUAGCAAACCUCAACGCCGCCUGUUAGCUGUGCUACAAUAGUAUGUUCACGUAAACAACACCGAAGGAUGUGAAUUUGAAGGUUUUCUUUUCAGAUACUGUCCUUUUUGUUUACAAUGGCGCAACCGGCAGAGAAAGCGCAUUAUCGCUUUGUGGUGCUGUUCUUCAACUGUCUGCUGACAUUCGGCUCCUACUUCUGCUUUGACAUCCCCAGUGUUUUGCAGGAUCAGUUCCAAGGGAACCUGACAUGUCCCAAUGCAACAGUGAUCAAUGGGACAGUGGACUGUGUGUUGGGACUGGGGAUGAGCCCCCAGCAGUACAAUCUUCUUUAUGCUAUCUACGCUUGGACGAAUGCAGUUGUGGUGAUCAUGGCUGGGUUCCUGAUUGACAAAUUAGGAAACCGAUUUGGAGUGUUUCUAUUCUCUUCUCUGUGUGUUUUGGGCUCGUCACUGUUUGCACUGGGCUCCCACUUUAAAGGAACUCCCUAUCUGCUGCCACUUAUGCUCACAGGCCGACUGCUGUUUGGGUCAGGCAAUGGAUCUCUGACCAUUGUUCAGAACCGCAUCACGGCCUUCUGGUUUAAAGGGAAAGAGCUGGCCUUGGCUUUUGGACUGACCCUGGCUUUUUCUCGCCUGGGCUCAGUCCUGAACUUCUUCCUCACACAGAAGUUUGAAGAAAAAUAUGGCAUGCAAUGGACACUCUGGGGCGGUACCCUACUGUGUGUGCUGGGCUUUAUGUCUGCCAUUAUAGUCAGUACCCUGGACAAAAUCGGGAUGAGGCAGCUGGGUCUUGAUGGCACCAUCCAAGAGGAGUCCCGCAAAGUGAGGAUUCAGGAUGUGAAGCUCCUGUCGGUGAGAUACUGGCUGCUUGUUCUGACCAUUAUGUUCUUCUACAAUGGCAUCUUCCCAUUUAUCGCGGAUGCCAGUAAGUUCAUUCAGGACAAGUACAGCGGUUACAGUCAGAAGGAGUCUGCCUACAUUGCUGGGGCGGUUUAUGACUGCUCGCUGGUCCUCUCAGCCAUCGUGGGCAUUCUUAUAGAUCAUGUGGGUCUGCGGGGCAUUUUCGCAGUGGCCUGUGCUGUCCUCACACUGCCUGUGUUUGGACUCCUGGCCUUCACGUUUGUCCCUCCUCUCGUCUCCACCAUAUGGCUGGGAGUGACCUACUCCUUCGCUGCUUCGAGUAUGUGGCCGUCUAUUCCCCUCGUGGUGCCUCAGGCGACUCUGGGAACAGCCAUGGGUCUGGCCACGUCUAUACAGAUGGUUGGCAUUGGGGUGUCCAAUCUGGUUGUUGGACAGAUUUUGGGCACCAAAUCUAGUGAAACUAAAAUUCCGUUGUGGCGUUGGCAGAGGAUGAUGAUCUUCAUGUUGGCCAACACCAUCGGCUGCAUCAUCACCUCGGUGCUGCUCAACAUAGUUGACCACAGACAGGGCGGGACCCUGAACAAGACCACCAAGAGGUCGGAGCAGGUGGAGAGAGACUCGGACAGAGAGCCACUCAACCAGGGAGAGGAAGAGCAGAAUGAGGAUGAUGAAGAUGACAGGGCAGUCACAUCUCAUUCGAUCAACUCUUAAGUUUUGUUUCCUUCUGUGUGAACAUUUCUCUCUGUGUUUGUCUUUUUUUGAUAGAUUUUUUUUACAUAUACAAUUUUUCAAAUGUUCUAAACUUAGUUUAUUGCAUGACUCAAUGAAGGCGCAUUUGCAGUUUCUAGAGGCUCUGCAUAGAGACCUCUGUUUAUCAGUUUUAAACCAAAUGGUAUCAAAACAUUGUAUGAAAUGUCAACCGGGUAUUUCAGAUUUUUUAGGGAUAUGUAUAAGUAAAUAGAAGAAUAUGUAAUUCCACAGAAAAAAUCAAACUUUGUCCAGCUUUUUUGAAUACUGACUGUAGUUUAUUUGAUUGAAAACACAUUUUAUCAACCAUAUCAACUGCACUGCCAUAACCGACUGUGUGAAGCUUAUUAAGGUCAGUAAAUAAUAUUAAUAUCAUAUUGAAAUACGUGCUACCAGAAUGUCAUGUCUGUUUUUUGAACGAUUUUGUAUGUUUAGUGUCUCCAUGGCCGCUCACAUGUUUUCGGAUGGCCUGUGCAGCCAUCGCAUUCUGCUGAACACGAUUUGUCAGGAAAGUCUUCAGGGGAUUUCUUCAAAUUGGGCACAGACAUCCACUCAGCCACACGGUUGAACUCCAAAGCUCACUGUGACCUCGCAAAACAGUUUUUGGCUAUAACUCAAAAAUCAUAGGAUAAUUCUGAAACUUUUUUACACAGUAGUCUAAUAGGAUGAAAGGAUGAGAUGAUGACAUUUUGUCUCCAAAAGGACAAAGGUCAGCUUCACUGUGGUGAUUGUAUACUGCUGGGUUGAAGAUGUGUUUGAUGCAUCCAUGUUUCAGAAACCGUGUCUUCUUUGCUGAAACAUUCAUAUUUUAAACAUCCACCACAGCCUCACUGGUUUUGCUGUUGAGCUUCAGGUGACUGUUGUUUCAGCAUGUGAUGCAGCUCUCGAUCAGUCCUGUGUAUUCAAAAUAUUCUCUAAGUGAAGACAGCGUGUUUCUCACUGGAAUCAUACAUGUCAACGUAGUGAUAAAAAAUACACCAAAUAUCUUUUUAUUGAAUUCCUACAAAGUCUUCAUUAUAUGUAUUACAUGAGUUGGUAGAGGCAUCAAUCGAAACUGCAAGGUGGAUUUCCAGUCUUUCUAAUGAAAUGACGCCAUAUUUAUACCUCUGAUUUUUGUGUUUGCAGUUAUAUUUCACUCUGUAAGUUAAGAAGGGAAUAUUUAACAUUGCCAAAACGGUAAAAUAAAAUAUUGCUCACCUUU
This is a messenger RNA of Scatophagus argus, 2841 nucleotides long. It is a transcript of the gene mfsd1l, whose product is annotated as major facilitator superfamily domain containing 1-like. The record is from RefSeq and is a predicted model, not a curated record. The coding region runs from base 150 to 1604 and encodes 484 amino acids. Lineage: Eukaryota; Metazoa; Chordata; Actinopteri; Scatophagidae. Gene Ontology annotation, molecular function: transmembrane transporter activity. The transcript is spliced from 13 exons. Gene Ontology annotation, biological process: transmembrane transport.